Messenger RNA from Microthlaspi erraticum, 1497 nucleotides. The record is from the annotation of a GenBank genome assembly. Lineage: Eukaryota; Viridiplantae; Streptophyta; Magnoliopsida; Brassicales; Brassicaceae.
AUGGGUAAUGACCUGAAAAGCCAGCUAUCUAGAGAGAGUCAUAUAUUUGGACUCAAAGUUUGGGAAGUAAUUGGAAUAGCGGUUGCAUUGCUCAUCAUAGCCAUACUCUCUGUUCUUUCGUAUUGUCUUACAUCGAAAAAGAAAUCAAGAAGAUCGAAAACCGGUCUUCCGAUUACUCAAAUCCCUCAAGUCUCCAAGGAGAUCAAAGAAGUGAGAGUUGAGCAUGUCUCAGCGAGUAACUUUGCUCCUCGUGAAGGCAUUCUUCUCACAAUUCAAGACAAAAACAACAAAGAUUCAGACAAAGUCUUGGUUCAUUUAGAUAUAGGCAAGAAGCGAAAGAACAAGGGUGGAAGUAGUUGCAGCCGGUCAGGCUCAUUUCAUCAUUUAGAGAUCAUAGAUAAACAUUCCGAGUCAGGUGAAGAAGUUUCCGUAAAUCAACCUUCUUCAUCAUCAUUGUAUAACAUUGCAACGCCAUCUCCAUUGUCUGGUUUGCCUGAGUCGCAUCUUGGUUGGGGACACUGGUUUACAUUGAGAGAUCUUGAAAUAGCAACUAACAGAUUCUCAAAGGAGAAUGUUAUCGGUGAAGGUGGUUACGGAGUUGUUUACAGAGGAGAGUUGAUAAAUGGAACUCCUGUUGCAGUUAAAAAGAUUCUUAACCAAUUGGGACAAGCAGAGAAAGAGUUUAGAGUUGAGGUUGAUGCUAUUGGUCAUGUGCGUCACAAGAACUUGGUUCGUCUUCUUGGAUACUGCAUUGAAGGCACUCACAGGAUAUUGGUUUACGAGUAUGUGAACAAUGGAAAUUUAGAACAAUGGCUUCAUGGAGCAAUGAGACAACAUGGAUAUCUAACUUGGGAAGCGAGGAUGAAGGUUCUCAUCGGUACAUCUAAAGCUCUUGCAUAUCUGCAUGAAGCAAUUGAGCCAAAGGUAGUACACCGAGACAUCAAGUCAAGCAACAUACUGAUCAACGACGAAUUCAACGCAAAGGUUUCGGAUUUCGGCCUUGCCAAGUUGCUUGGCGCUGGGAAAAGCCAUGUGACAACUCGAGUGAUGGGAACAUUUGGGUAUGUAGCUCCUGAAUAUGCAAACACAGGACUGUUAAAUGAAAAGAGCGAUGUCUAUAGCUUCGGUGUUGUGCUCUUAGAAUCAAUCACAGGACGUGACCCUGUGGACUAUGGCCGCCCUGCUCAUGAGGUGAAUCUAGUGGACUGGUUGAAAAUGAUGGUUGGAACAAGGCGAUCAGAAGAAGUAGUGGAUCCAAACAUAGAAGUAAGGCCACCUACAAGAUCAUUGAAACGAGCACUUUUGACCGCUCUAAGAUGCGUUGAUCCAGAUUCCGAAAAGCGGCCAAAAAUGAGCCAAGUAGUACGUAUGCUUGAGUCUGAAGAAUAUCCAAUUCCAAGAGAGGAACGAAGACGUACUAGAACGCGAGAAGGGAGUAUGGACUCAGACAUUGACAUGAGUACACCAAUUUCAAGAUCACAGAGCAAGAGACGAUAA